ACGCGUUGGAGCUGGGCAGAAGGCCCGUUCGUGUCCCCUUGUCGAGGCAGGGGCCUGCUGGUGACCGCUGUGAGGGGAGGCGAGUGAGGAGCGCCCCCGGUUCCGCUGCCCAGCAAAGCUGUAGUGUUGAGGCAGCAGUACCCAAACCAAAGGGUACGGCACCGAGCCGUCUUAUACCAGUUGAACUGUUUUAUCUUGGAUAGGAGCACGUAUUGGGAACAGGAGUGGUACAGCCACCGUACAGAAUGUUGUUUAUUAUGGUAGACUCAAACAAGUACUUAAUCAUUCCGUCUUGACUUACUUGUGCAGCUUGACUCGGUGGGACUGGUUAACGUCAAGAGAUGUCGACUCCCCCUCUCGCUGGGGCAGGCAUGCAGCCUGGCGCUUUCUCAGGGACGCAGGCUCAAGCAGCUAGGGAGGUGAAUACAGCUUCUCUCUGUCGAAUUGGCCAAGAGACUGUGCAGGACAUUGUGUUUCGAACCAUGGAAAUCUUCCAGUUACUGAGGAACAUGCAGUUACCGAAUGGUGUUACUUACCAUACUGGAACAUAUCAAGACAGACUGGGAAAGCUGCAGGAACAUCUCCGUCAGCUAUCAAUACUCUUCAGAAAACUGAGACUAGUCUAUGACAAAUGCAAUGAAAACUGUGCUGGGCUUGAUCCUGUUCCCAUAGAACAACUUAUUCCGUAUGUUGAAGAAGAUGGCUCCAAGCAUGAUGAUCGUGGUGCUGCAAGUCAACUUCGUUUUGCUAGUGAAGAGAGAAGGGAAAUCAUGGAAGUAAAUAAGGUUUUUUUUGGCUGUACCUCUGGCUGUAGAGUUUAGGUUUCCUAACAAUUUUAACUUGUGCCUCUUUUUAAACCGAUACAUACUUCCAAAUAUGGUGUGUUAUGUUUAUGCUUAACCCGCUAGAUAUCAGCAGUACAGAUUGAGGUAAGGUGCCUGUUGAACUUGCUUCUCUUCAAAACUUGCCUUAGGCAUUAAAAAAAUGGGUAUUGAACAUAAGAUGUGUAAGUAUUAUCACAAUGAUGUGAGUUGGUAAAAGAUUUUCAGGGCUACUUUCUGUAUUUUGACAGUUUGAGGAAGACCAUUCCUUUUGCUAAAUGUAGCAUUUAUUGAAUCUUGACACAUUCAGAAAAAAAAGUCCUAUGUAUGAUAAAGAUGCUGUUAAAUUUUCAGUUUGAGUGGCAGUAUGCAAUUGAGUACAACUACUAAAGAUGGAUUCAAAUCUAAAAAUGUGCUGUAGUAAAAGCUAAUACAACACUGAGAUUAGAAAUACGUAGUUUUACCAGACCACAAUUUUGAGCAUUGUUUCUUCAAUCUGUGAAGUACAAAGAUCGGAUUACUUAAAUAUUUCUGGAGCUGUAAUAUCUGUAAAUGCUUGGUAAAAAGGAGGCAUAAUCUACCAAAAUAACCAAACAAAGGAAAUAAAUGAGUAAAAUAUUUCUGUAUGGAAAGAAUAGUUGAUGGAUUUUCAGCUUUUAAAAUAUUUCCGAUAUUUUAAUUUGUCUUCAGCAAUUAGAGGUGUACUGAAUUUUUCAUAACCCAUUUAUGUAGAAAAAUGCAUGCAUAUUGUACAGGAGAAAAUGGGGACUACAUGAAUUUAGAGAAAUCAGUUGUCAGCUGUCUGUUGUAUGCUUUGUGUUCAGUGCUGAUGUAGCAGUGUUGUAUAUAUAAUAUUGUAUGUAAUGGUGUACUGUGAAUUUAUGCACAUUUAUUUGCAAUCUUUAAGUGUUAAUAAGCUUAACUGUCCAUAUUUGCUGUGGUUUUGAUAGUUUUAUGACAUGUUUUUGCCCUUGUUGUUGUACUUGUAUGCUAAUAUGUUUUUAAACCUCCUUGGUGUGAUCUUGUGAAAAGAAUUUCAUAAAUUUUUAUGAGGAGUUCUAAACCUUAAAAAGGUUGAUGGUGUUACAGGACCAUUGGUAGCAAAUUGAUAAUUAAGAAUGUAUGCAGACAUUCACUUAAAGCUGGUUGAAAAUCCUGUAUUUACACUUAAAUGCCUAGACCUAGUUUCCAGAUUUUCCACAGUAAAUCUUCAGAAGAUAGUUGUACUCUCUCUAGUAUUUCUGUGGCCAAACAUUUACUAACUGCUGCAACAGAAAUUUAACUUCUUGGUUUUGAAAGUGCAUUGAAUUUUUUCUUCUGUCUCUCUCCAGCUGUAGAAGCACAUCCACUACCAGUUUCAAAGUUCAAAUUUUAACAGAUUAAAGAAUAGGAAAUGCUUUGGGUUUUUUAUGACUAGAAAUAAAUAAAUUCUUAUUUUUGUAAAGAAAAAUCAUUUAGAAUCUGGUUAAUUGGUCUAAUUUCUGAUACUGGCUGCUGGGCUCGGAUAGUCUUCUCUGGUUCUUAGCUGGCACUCCUGACGGCUUUUCAGUCCUCUGUAGUAUGUAACAUCCAUCUUCAACUCCAUAUUGCUUAAUUUAUUUUAGCAAAAUUUCAGUCACGCAAAAUGUUGAUGAAAAUGCUGUGACAGGGAAACCAACAUGACAGAUAAAGAAGCUUUUUAUAUUCUUGACCUGCUAUCUUUUCUUCCUUCAGCUGGUUGUCCUGCUCUCACAUAGUCCUUUUUGCUGUGAUAGGCAAUAUUUUUUCAGUCUUGCAUGUUACUGGUACCAAAGAAAGCAUUACUGCAAUAACCCAAUAAUUUGACGCUAUUGAGACAUUUGAAUUAUUAGACCUUUCAUGGGUCUCUUGAUCUUGCCCUUCUCACGGUGAUAUCCCAGCCAGUCUGAUCUCUUUGGUGGCUCUGGAUGUAUGUGAAAGACAUUAACUGCCCUGCAGUGUGGAGCACAGCCAAAACUGGGAGAUCAUAUAAACCUUGUGGAUCAUAUAUUUUCACGCAAAAACGUCCCUCCUUCAAGGAACCUCUGGCUUGAAACAUAGCAGCUCUGCUCUGCUACCAUAGUUGUCUGGGAAGGGAACAUCCCCAGUGGAGGAGGAGAAGGAGCAUCAGGUCCUUACAGUCACUACCUCGCUCAUGGGCAGGAGAACCUGUUGAUGUAACAGAGUUUCUAAAUACUGCAGUAGCUUUCAAUGUUGGUUUACUGUAUAGUGAAAUCUUUUGUUCUUACUUAUUUAUUUAUUUAUUUAUUCUGCUAUAUUAGAGUUACCUUUUAGGUCAGAAAGUUUAAUGCAUUCAUCUCAGCUAAAAAGUGCAUGUCUGUUAAUUUGAAGUAUAGAUCAGUUUGCAAAGGAAUGAAUUUCUGUCCUAGCAAUUCAGUAAUCUUUAGCAACUGUAGGUUUAAAUAAAACCUGUUAAGCUUAAAAACAAAAGGGAUUUUUGCCAGCACUAAGAAGAGUGCACUAUUAUUAUAAAACAACUAAGCAACCCAUUUAUUGAGCACCGACUACCUCUACGUUCUGUACUAAACAGUUCUCUCCUGCAGUUCCCCAAAUGUUGCUUAUUCCUUUUAUCUGUAUAUGCUUUCUGGGGUUGUAAAUUGUUGAGGUGGUUGACUCUUUUUCUGGAAUAAAUAAUUUACUGUUCCAGAAUCAGUUCAGCAUUUGCAUUGCUCUACUAAGUCCUGAUCCAGUUUUCAUUGAACAUAAUUGCUAUUUGCAACAAUUUGAAGCUGUUACCAAAAUUUCCUCUCUUGUCUUCAUAUUUUUUGAGUCUUUAAUGUUUUAUCUACAGGUUUUUUACCUUCUAAGUGUAGCAUCAGCUGUAAUAUUUUCCAGAUGUCAGGCUCACCUUGGGUGCAUGGUCUUGUAGUACAUUUGACAGGACUUAAAACAGAAGGUAUCAAAUCACAGACUGAGAACACUUUAAUGUGUGUUGCUGCCUUAUCAGCAGUUUUCUUUACUGCUUGUUUUUAGAAAUGGAGCAAGUACAGCUUUGCUUUUUUACAUGCCGCAGGUCUGGUUUCAAAUGAAGCACUUGGGAAAACAGUCACAUAAUUAGUAGUCUCAGUACAUUUGGGUGAGAAUGAAAUGAUGUGAAAUAGGCUUAGGACAUUCUAGGUGACCCUUUAGAAAACAAAUCAUGUUUAAUAUUCUUAAUUAAUCUUUGCUAACUAGUUAACAGUGAUCUUGCCAAGAGAGGAAAAGAUAAUCUACAUGACAGGCUUUUAAGCUGUUAAGAGUUUAGCUCUGGGCUUUUUUGAUAACAAAACCAUUGUGAACUGCAGCUGAUCUUGUUUAGGGAAGUCAUCCUUAAAAUGACAGCAAUUUGCAAUUAGUCUUUCUCUUUGAAGAACUUUACCCGAAAAUUCCCUUGACUAUGCUGAAAACCUGCAUUCCUUUUAAACUAUCUUUCACGCUAUUUGCAUAUAUUUUUACGUUGAUUUGUAUUUGUUGAGUCCUGUUUUACCCAAAAUAUGAAUGUGCACCAAGGAACACUUUAACAGGAGGGGAAGAAUUGUUUAUUUGGACACCUCAGCAGAUUAAUCUGCACUGGGGGCAGUACUGAUUUGGGUACUCAGACUGGCACUCUGCAAUAGUAGAAUCACAGAGGAAUUUAGGCUUAGCGGGAGGUCUGGAGAUUAUCUGAUUCAACUUCCAGCUCAAAGCAGGGUCAGCCAGCAAGUUAGAUCCAGUUGCUUGGGCUCAUAUCUAGUAGCAUUUUGAAUAUCCAUAAGGAUGGAAAUUGUACCCUUUCUGGGCCCUUCUUAAGUGUCGACUUUCACUGUGAAAGUUUUACUAACGUUACACUGGAAUUUUCUUUGUUGUAACUCACGUCCACUGACCCUCAUCCUUUUGCUGCAUACAUACAAGAAGAGCCCAGCGUUGUCUUUUCUAUGAUCUUCAUUACAUAGCUGAAGCCAGCAUCAUGAUCCUGCCUUAGCGUUCUCUGCUUGAGUCUUAACAAAUAUAGCUUUAAUAAUCUUGGUGGCCUUCCACUAGAGGUUCUCCAGGACGUUAGUGUUUUGUGUUGAGCCCCAAACUGGACAACUGUUGUCUAGAGCCAAAAGGAGGAGAUUAGCAGUUUCACUUGAGCUGAUAGGUACAGUGUGCAGUUAGUCUUUCAUUGUUGCAAAAAGAUCCUCUGCUGACUUAUGUUCAACUUGUCAGAAAGUUUCAGAUGGACAUGAACUAGACAUGACUUCCAGAAGGAUUUGCUGCAGUCUUUCUGGGGUCAGGCUGACCAGCCUGUAGUUUCUAUAGGUAUAAACUUAUGGAUCACCCUCCUUGCUUUUCUUGAAGAUGAGUUGAGAUCUUUCCUUUUUCAUCAGAAAUCUCUCCGCAUCUCCAAUAGAAAAUUAUGUAGAGUGGUCUUGUAAUGUCAUCAGCUAGUGCUCUCAGCAUUCAGAUUUAUUUUAUUUGAUAUAAUGAAGUAUUUCCUUUUCAGUUUCAUACAAAAUGUUGCAUGCAAAGUUUUUCAAGUAGCUUCCUAUACCGAAACUUUAUCAUGGUUACAAAGUUGAGAAAAGUUAGGGAACACCAAGCUUAAAGCUGUCCAUACAAUCCCAGUUGUCCCCUUUCAUCCUCAUAUAAAUGCAUAUUACACCACCUUUAUUACAUUAUCACAUUUGGUUCCUCUCCCCCUACCCUUUUCUUUUCUGGAAGAGUCCUUGAGCUAUUCUGCUUUCGUUGCAGACUAGGCAUCAUUUAGAUUGAAUCAGUAUUGUGAUAAAUAAGAAUAUAAGAAUCCUGGUUUAUGUAUUGUAUAACUUGGAUGAGGGUAUUGAAGAAUCAGGGAAUUUGGGAAUGAGGAGGAAGGAUUUAGUGUGAGUAGUGAGUAAGUAACUGAAGGCUGCUCUUCAGAACUGGAUUUUUCUCCUUGUCUCUGCCUCAAAAUGUCUUUGGUAGUUGUUCAUUCUUCCCCUUACGGUUGGUGAUAGCUGCCCUUUGAAUAUGUGGGAAGCUGUUAAAAUAGGAAGUUUAGUGAUGGACUUGAACCUUGGAUGUCUCUGGUCAAAGUUAGCAGGCACUCCAGUUUUACUCAUAGUGUUCCUGUGACUUAGUUUGCCAUCUGUAACUGAGGAUCAUAAAUCUGUGUGGUUUUUUUCAUGUUAAGAAUGGGGAUGUAACACUGAGAAGUGUGCUGAAGAAGCACCUAGGGGAAUGGGUAAACUCAGUAAGUAAGACCUCAGACUUCAUCAUUGACUGAUAAAUAAUUGCUAUGAAGCAAACAUCCAUCUGUUUCAAUGAACACACUUAUUCCUCGUUGAACAGCAGAGCAGUGGAUACAUGCAAUUGCUCUCUGGUUCAAUAUGUGAAAAGUAUUGAGCAUGCAGUGGAGCACAGGCUGUCGCUGGUGUCUCUGCUUGUUUCUGGAACAAAAAGUUAUGCUUGCCGAAGAAGCAGUUUUUCCUUUCAGCUGUCAGGUGAGGAGGGAGGCAGAAAACCCAGUGCCUCAUUUCCACUGAGGAUGGAACAGUUAUGCCUGUGAAUGACAUGAGGAAAAGCUGUAGUUACUGAACAAUGAGUGUGUUAAUGUUUAGUUGCACAGCAAUUAGUGUAUUAGUGAUGAAUACUUUUUAUCCUUUUGAAAAAAUAUUAUAAAUAGAUGGGAGAAGUGAAGUUAUUAUGAUGGGAAGUGGGCCUUGGUAUCAGUUGAUCAGCCGUAAGUUAGAAUGUUUUGGCAGCUUUAAGAAUUUGAGGAAAGUGUUGAGUCGUUUUUUUCUAUCAUUUUUUUCCCUGCUCUAUGUAUAUAACUUUGUAAUUCCUUUGGCUAUAAAACUGAAGGAAAGGGAGGGGAAAAAAGAGGGUUUUUUACAUCCUUACUUCAGAGAUUUCAUUAUGAAGGACUCGCUUAAAAUAAAAAAAAUUAUAAAUUGCCAGGGCAGGCUUUACUUUUUCUCGCCUAUCACAAACAUCGUGUUUCUGUAGAAAUCUCUUACGUUUGACUUGCAUGGAAAAGCAGAGGCUAUUGUUGUCUUCAUAAGACUUUCGAUAAUCACGUCCUACAGCAGCUUAAUGGUCAGAAAGAGGAACAUGUUCAUGAAAAAGAUGAUGAUGCAAGUUCUCUCUGUAGUAGAGUUGUAAUCAACAAAGUAAAUGUAAUUGUUUUAAUUCUGCUGAGAUUUAUUCAAGUAAAGGUACUAAAAUUAUUAAUAUUUAAUGCAUUAUUAUGCAUAGAUGUACUUCUGGCCUGUACUAUUGCAGGUCUUGAACAGAGCAGGUAAAAACUGUAGCUGGCACAAUAUUCAGGAAACAUCUUUUUUUUUAAGCAGAAGUCGUGCCUGUACAACAUAGGCAAGUACUUCUGAUGUUUCUACAGGCAUCACUUGGAAUGUAAUCUUACUCUUCCACAGUGUUUGCACUAUUAUCUUUGCCUCAAGAAGGGACUUUUAAGAAAUGGACUGAGAACAGAAUAAUGACUUACAGUGAUGUUUAGGUUUUAAAAUGUGACAGAUAGAUGAGCUUAAGAUGAGGAGAAAGAUAGAUGGGAACAGUGUGCAAAGGAAAGUUCUGAUACAUCUCAGAUAGAAAGGUGUGGAUUGGUCUAGACAGCACUGAUUUCACAUUAAAUGAAAGUGAACCAAAAAUGAGGUUAAGUCAAAAAUGUGUUUCAGUCAAAGUUGAAAUUACUUUGUCCUACUGAACCCAAAUCUGCAUGAAGCGUAACGUAAGUUCUUUAAGGCACGUUCCUUCAAAGACAGCUAUUUUCUGGCUGUAUGUUAUGGUUCUCCCACUUUGAUUCAUUAAUGUGGGUUUUGUGCUUAUGUACGUGUUUUCAUAAAGGUCCUACCUGACUUAAGCCUACUGAGGUCUCAUUGGUUAUGGGAAGACACAGUCCUUGCCAACUCCAUCAUGCUGGCCAUAGUGCUUCCAGUGUCAGUCAAAAUGGAUAGUUAAUAACAUUGAAAAUUAAUAUAAUCGAAGGAGACCCCUUAGGAUUGGUCUUCAGUCAGAUCCUUUUCUCACAGAGAGGGACUAACAGAAACAUGCCUGUCAGAUGUAAGGUGAAAUUAGAUCUCUUAAACUCAUUAUAAACUGCCUCAUAUAAGAUACUUUUCCUGUGCUAUCUUGAAGCAGAUAAAGUCAGAAGCUGUAGCAUAUAUGUAGGAUGAAGUACCUUUUCUUGUCUCAUACAACUGUUAAUCCUGAGAAGCAGUCCAGAGUUCAGCUAAGUCAUUUCAGUAGAAGGAGGGAAGAGUGGGAGACAACUUGCAAGCAAUCUGUUGAAAUGAAAAUUUGUCAUUGCUGCAGAAGCUGCUUACAGAACUUGCCUGUUUCCCAAGAAGGCCAUUUUGUCUAUCUUUCCAAGGUUAGACCUGAGUUGAGAUGCUCUUACUGGCCCAGCAAAGUCUUACGCAGAGGCCAGCGCUGCCAGUGGUGCAGAAGACAUUAAUUAUGUAGUACUUUGUGGUGUGGGCCACUGCCUGUCAAAGAUCAGUAACAAAGGUCACUAUAUGCAUUUCGAUUAGGAGAGCAUGCUCUCUGAGGUGGGUUUUUUCCCCCCUUUCUUUAUUGUUUUUUCAGCCUAGCAAUCCAGAGAUGGUGUUUUUCUGUCUCUAGAAAAAGUAGAGUAGAAGAGCUAAGAAAACAGCUCUUCAGAAGACAAGGAUCUAAAAUUAUCUUCAUAUAAAUAAA
Messenger RNA from Egretta garzetta (little egret), 8474 nucleotides. RefSeq names its product mediator complex subunit 30 (gene MED30). The transcript is spliced from 4 exons. Gene Ontology annotation, molecular function: transcription coregulator activity. The coding region runs from base 342 to 821 and encodes 159 amino acids. Gene Ontology annotation, biological process: positive regulation of DNA-templated transcription. The record is from RefSeq and is a predicted model, not a curated record. Gene Ontology annotation, cellular component: mediator complex. NCBI's taxonomy places the organism in Eukaryota, Metazoa, Chordata, Aves, Pelecaniformes, Ardeidae.